CAAAAGUUAUUUCAGAACAAUGUAAAUCUCAGCUAUGGUCGAACUUAAUGAAAUAAAGAGUAACUGUGACGGGAGAAUAUUUGGGUGUAAAUGUCACGUAUUUAGUAUUUCGAAUAACAUGAAGCAAUCCAACUGUGAGUCUGCUGAACUAGAACGAAAGGAUCUGAAAAAUAUUUUUCACAACAAACUUCUCGAGAAACCUGACAAAGUUAGAAAAUCAAACUUUGAAAUGUUGAUACGAUGUUUCAAAUCAGUACGGCGGCAAAGUUUGCUCGUGUUUGUGGUUAUUUCAGUUUUUAUUCUCGGCACUGCUAUACCUUACAUUUGGAACAGAGUCCAGUUAAAUACACAGUCCCCUGAACCCCAGUUGACCCCUAUACAUAUAUACACCAACAGUGUAUUACGACCUGAUUUAUUAGAUAUACAUGGUGCCGAGCCAGUAUCAGCUGUUCAAUCUUUGUCCCUUUCCCUGGCUCCUGUACAACAUUUCAUUAACAACAUUUUCAUUUCAGUCAAAACUACUAAAAAGUAUCACUACCCCCGGCUUAUAAUUCUUUUGGAGACAUGGGCCAGCUUACUUAGAGAACAGACAUGGUUCUUUACAGAUUAUGAAUCUCCAGAGGGUGAAGAUAAGUAUUUAAAGAACCGGACAGGAAAUCACCUAGUGUACACUAACUGUUCUACAGAUCACUACAGGCUCUCUCUGUGCUGUAAGAUGGCUGCAGAAUUUGAAUAUUUUCUCAAAUCUCACAAGAGCUGGUGGUGUCAUAUGGACGAUGAUAACUAUUUAAACCCUUUAGCUCUCGUUCAUCUACUAAAGAGGUUUGACCCUGGAGAUCCUGUAUAUCUUGGUAGAACUAGUACAGCUACCCCGCUACAAAUUGUAGAUAUUCAGGGAACUAAGAACACCACAUUCUGGUUUGCUACUGGAGGAGCUGGGUUUUGUGUGUCAAGAGUGCUAGCUCUUAAGAUGGCGCCUCACGCAGGAGAUAGACAGUUUGUUGAGUCUGGAAACCAGUUUUGGUUUCCUGACGAUGUAACUCUAGGAUAUAUUAUAGAUACAAAACUGGGGAUUCAUUUGACGGAGGUUCCAGAGUUUCACUCUCAUCUGGAACACCUGAACAAUUUACAACAGAGUAACCUAGAGACAAGUGUAACCCUGUCCUACAGUGGAGUAGAGACAGGACAGAAAACAUCAUUUACAUAUCAGGACACAAGGACACAGGACACAGAUAGGAAGCAGGAGGACAAGAUAAUAGCAAACACUGUCACCAUUGGAGGACCGUUCUCAAGAUCGGUAGAUCCAACAAGGUUUUACUCUGUACACUGUUACCUGUAUGGCGCCUCUUAUUGUCCAUGAGAAUAUCAGGAUAAUUUAUCGAUCUCAAAAUAUAUUUUUCAAAACCCACUGUAAUGUCCGACUGAACACUUUAUCGUCCCGGCUGAACACUUUAUCGUCCCGGCUGAACACUUUAUUGUAGUGGCUGAACACUUUACUUUCCCGAGUGAAAACAUUAUUUUCCCGGCUAAAAACCUUAUUUUCCCUGCGGAAACUUUUUUUGUCCCAGGCCUGGCUGGAUAAUAAGCAAAUAUUAGCUUAGGACAUAUCACAUCUUGACAUUUUGAAUAUCUCGACAUUACUUGAUUACUAAGAUCCCGCCUCAAUAUUAAAAUAUUCAGCCACAAUGAUCCAAACGUUACCUACAAGCUCUCGCGGAAUAAAUUCAUGAAAAUUUUGCCAAAUACUUGAAGCUAUAAACAGGUGCUGUUUAGUUCUAAAAAAAAAACAUGUUCAGGGCUACAAAAAAGUGUUUGUGAUGUAAAAUUAGAGGCAAAUUAAGGCUUUGUAACACUUAAAAAUUGACCCAGUCUUAAAAAUUGAUGCAACUUUUCCUAGAAGUCUAGAUCUAUAUCCCGCCCCAACCAUUGACCAGGAACAGUUAGUUAUAAUAACAAUCUAUUGCGUCAUUAUUCCUCCCUUUUCCGGUAUUCAAACUUUCCUAUUCAAUAUAUAGAAAAAGUACCCCUCCACCCCCCUCGCCUCCAUCAUAAUUAUGAUAAUUAGAUAGUUCUCCUUCAAUGUAUUUACGGAAAUUUACGUAAUACAUAUAUUUCGAGCUUCCAUUUAUUUACACCAGCUUAUACAUUUUUUUAAUAAUAAUCAGUUACAUAUUUCACGUAUGUUAAUGGACAUUUUAUAUUGUAUAUUGUGUGGUGUUAAUCUUUAUAAUUUAAAAUAAAACAUAUGAUUAUA
Messenger RNA from Eurytemora carolleeae, 2254 nucleotides. Its product is annotated as beta-1,3-N-acetylglucosaminyltransferase manic fringe. Gene Ontology annotation, molecular function: O-fucosylpeptide 3-beta-N-acetylglucosaminyltransferase activity. Gene Ontology annotation, biological process: regulation of Notch signaling pathway. The record is from RefSeq and is a predicted model, not a curated record. Gene Ontology annotation, cellular component: membrane. Lineage: Eukaryota; Metazoa; Arthropoda; Copepoda; Calanoida; Temoridae. Bases 35 to 1360 code for a protein of 441 amino acids. The transcript has 18 exons.